CCACUAUUACAUCUCAAAAAUUUCAACUUGAAAACCCCGAGAGAGGGAGAGAGAGAGAGAGAGAGAGGGGGGGGGGACAAAGGAAACUGAAAGUGGCAGCUGCUGCAACAAUUUCCAGUCAACAAGAGAUGAGCCUCGUGACCGAAUCGCCAGUUCACUCAUCGAGCAGUGACGACUUUGCAGCGUAUCUCGAUGCGUCACUGGAUUCCGGUUCCUCCGAAGAAGCUGAAGAUGCCAAUGACGACCUCGAAACCCAAAGGAUAAAGAGAUGCAAGGUGGAGAAGUCGGAAAACGUAGAGGAAGUUCAGGGGUCAACUUCACAAACAUCAUCCCUAAAACAAACCGUAGAAGCAUCCGUAGAGAAGGAUCUAUGUACACAUCCUGGUUCUUUUGGAGACAUGUGUAUACUUUGUGGGCAAAGGUUGGCUGAGGAAUCUGGUGUUACAUUUGGGUAUAUUCACAAGGGACUAAGGCUUCAGAAUGAUGAAAUCACCAGACUGAGAAACACAGACAUGAAGAAUUUGUUACGCCAUAAGAAGCUUUGCUUGGUUCUUGAUCUAGAUCAUACGCUGCUAAAUUCUACUCAACUUAUGCAUAUGACGUCCGAAGAGGAAUAUUUAAAGGCCCAAACAGAUUCUCUGAAAGAUGUCUCAAAAGGCAGCCUCUUCAUGCUGGAUUUUAUGCAUAUGAUGACCAAGUUAAGGCCCUUUGUUCGCACGUUUUUAAAAGAAGCAAGUGAGAUGUUUGAGAUGUAUAUUUAUACAAUGGGUGAUCGGGCCUAUGCAUUGGAAAUGGCUAAGCUGCUUGAUCCUCAAAGAGAGUACUUCAGUGAUAGAGUGAUUUCACGAGAUGAUGGCACCCAUAGACAUCAAAAGGGUCUUGAUGUCGUGCUGGGGCAAGAAAGUGCAGUUCUGAUUCUUGAUGAUACAGAAAAUGCAUGGACGAAGCACAAGGACAAUUUGAUAUUGAUGGAAAGAUAUCACUUCUUUGCUUCAAGUUGCCACCAAUUUGGCUUCAGUUGUAAAUCUCUUUCUGAGUUGAAGAGUGAUGAGAGUGAGACUGACGGAGCACUUGCUACUAUUCUUAAAGUUCUUAAGCAAAUCCACAAUAUGUUUUUUGAUGUACUUGAGGAUAAUCUUGUUGACAGAGAUGUUAGGGAGGUUCUGAAAACAAUUAGGAAAGAAACCCUGAAGGGGUGUAAAAUCGUCUUUAGCCGCGUGUUUCCCACAAAAUUCCCGGCAGAUAAUCACCAUCUCUGGAGGAUGGCAGAGAAUUUGGGAGCUACUUGUGCAACGGAGCUCGAUUCAUCAGUGACGCAUGUGGUCUCUACAGAUGGUGCAACAGAGAAAUCUCGUUGGGCAGUGAAACAGAACAAGUUUUUGGUCCAUACAGGGUGGCUAGAAGCUGCAAAUUAUCUGUGGCAAAAGCAACCUGAAGAGAACUUUCCUGUCAACCAAACAAAGAGCCAAUAACUAACACCUUUGUAUGUCAAUGCUAACUCUUGGUGGUGAUGCUCUCCAGCAGUGUAGACCAAAGAGGAUCUAAACCUACCAUUUUCUUUUAGACCUUUGAAUGGUUAAUUAUGUUUCAUAGAAAAGGUGGAUUGGGGUUGGAUGAUUUUCAAUCACCUAAUAGGUUGAAAAAAAACUAAUCAGUGGACUAAUUGUUUGGACACUCUGUUGGAUCCUGAUCUAUUUUUUUGUAUAUAAAUUUUCUAGAUGCCUUUUUAGAGAGAUUUGAAGUAA
This is a messenger RNA of Corylus avellana, 1745 nucleotides long. It is a transcript of the gene CPL4, whose product is annotated as C-terminal domain phosphatase-like 4. The record is from RefSeq and is a predicted model, not a curated record. Gene Ontology annotation, cellular component: nucleus. Gene Ontology annotation, molecular function: RNA polymerase II CTD heptapeptide repeat phosphatase activity. NCBI's taxonomy places the organism in Eukaryota, Viridiplantae, Streptophyta, Magnoliopsida, Fagales, Betulaceae.